AAGUCGGCCGGGGUGGGGGCUGAGACUGCGAAUCCGGGGAGCGUUUGGGCAGGGGUUGCCGAAGCCCAGGCAGAGCUGGGAGAAGGGCAGGUGCCCCCAGGCGGUGCUGGGGGUGGUUCUCCCUGGGCCCCGGCUCCCCCUGCUUGCUACUCCCAGAGAUACGGUGGGCUCGUGCCCCAUGGGGCUCCCAGGCCAGGCUGCCCGGUUCGAAUCCCACUGGUACCACUUCGUAGGUGUGUGACCUUGGGCCGGGGUCUGGCCUCCCUGUGCCUCGCUUUCUUUGGUGCCCUUGUAAAGUUGGCAUAAGGAUGACGGUGUCCCCCUUCCCAAGUUACUGGGUGGUGUGAGGAGACAUCGACGAGUGUGAGAAUGACUACUACAAUGGGGGCUGUGUGCACGAAUGUAUCAACAUCCCGGGGAACUACAGGUGCACCUGCUUUGACGGCUUCAUGUUGGCCCACGAUGGACACAACUGCCUGGAUGUGGACGAGUGUCAGGACAACAACGGUGGCUGCCAGCAGAUCUGCGUCAAUGCCAUGGGCAGCUACGAGUGUCAGUGCCACAGUGGCUUUUUCCUCAGCGACAACCAGCACACCUGCAUCCACCGCUCCAACGAGGGUAUGAACUGCAUGAACAAAGACCACGGCUGUGCCCACAUCUGCCGGGAGACGCCCAAAGGUGGGGUGGCCUGUGACUGCAGGCCCGGCUUUGACCUUGCCCAGAACCAGAAGGACUGCACACUAACCUGUAACUAUGGAAACGGAGGCUGCCAGCACAGCUGUGAGGACACAGACACGGGCCCCAUGUGUGGCUGCCACCAGAAGUACGCCCUCCACUCAGACGGUCGGACGUGCAUCGAGAAGGAUGAGGCUGCAAUUGAGCGCUCUCAGUUCAAUGCCACGUCAGUAGCUGAUGUGGACAAGCGGGUGAAACGGCGGCUCCUCAUGGAGACGUGUGCAGUAAACAACGGAGGCUGUGACCGGACCUGCAGGGACACAGCCACUGGCGUGCGAUGCAGCUGCCCGGUGGGAUUCACGCUGCAACCGGAUGGGAAGACGUGCAAAGACAUCAACGAGUGCCUGGCCAACAACGGAGGCUGUGACCACUUCUGCCGCAACACCGUGGGCAGCUUCGAGUGUGGCUGCCGGAAGGGCUACAAGCUGCUGACCGAUGAGCGGACAUGCCAAGACAUCGACGAGUGCUCCUUCGAGAGGACCUGCGACCACAUCUGUAUCAACUCCCCGGGCAGCUUCCAGUGCCUGUGUCACCGCGGCUACAUACUCUACGGGACAACCCACUGCGGAGACGUGGACGAGUGCAGCGUGAACAACGGGAGCUGCGACCAGGGCUGCGUCAACACCAAGGGCAGCUACGAAUGCGUCUGUCCCCCGGGGAGGCGGCUCCACUGGAACCGGAAGGACUGUGUGGAGACAGGCAGGUGCCUUUCCCGGGCCAAAGCCUCAACCUGGGCCCAGCUGUCCUGCAGCAGGGUGGGCGGCGUGGAGAGAUGCUCCCUGUUCUGCCCUGCCCACUCACUCUUCGUGCCAGACUCAGAAAACAGCUACAGCCUGAGCUGCGGCGUCCCGGGUCUCCAGGGCAAGACGCCACAGAAGCGAAACAGCACCAGCUCCAGCGCUGGCCCCAGCUGCUCAGGUGCGCCUGCCUCCAUCAGGCAGAAGGCCCGUUUCAAGAUCCGAGAUGCCAGGUGCCGCCUCUGGGCCCACAGCCAGGAGCCACCAAAGGAGGCCCCGAGGCAGCUGCUGCUGGAAAACUGCCACGUGACCUUUGUGAACUUCAAGUGUGACUCCUCCAAGAAGAGGCGCCGUGGCCGGAAGUCCCCAUCCAAGGAGGUGACCCACAUCACGGCGGAGUUCGAGGUGGAGGCAAAGACAGACGAGGCCUCAGACACCUGCGAGGCCGACUGCAUGCGGAAGCGCGCGGAGCAGAGCUUCCAGGCCGCCAUCAAGACUCUGCGGAGGUCCAUCGGCCGACAGCUCUUUUCCAUCCAGGUCGCAGGCACAGAGUACACGAUGGCCCGGUGGCCGGCCAAGGCCCCGGAAGGCCCGGGGGCGUGCAGCACGGGCCAGGUGCUACAGGCCGGGAAAUGCGUGGCCUGCGGGCCUGGCACCCACUUCAGCGGAGAGCCGGGCCAGUGUGUGCCGUGCGCCCCGGGGACCUACCAGGACGGGGACGGCCAACUCAGCUGCACGCCAUGCCCCAGCAGCGACGGGCUCGGCCUAGCUGGUGCCCGCAACGUGUCCGAAUGUGGAGGUCAGUGCUCCCCAGGCUUCUUCUCCCCGGAUGGCUUCAGGCCCUGCCAAGCCUGCCCGGUGGGCACGUACCAGCCAGAGCCUGGGCGCACGGGCUGCUUCCCCUGCGGAGGAGGGAUACUUACCAAGCACGAGGGCACAGCCUCCUUCCAAGACUGCGAGGCCAGAGUGCACUGCUCCCCCGGCCACCACUACAACACCACCACCCACCGGUGCAUCCGCUGCCCUGUGGGCACCUACCAGCCUGAGUUCGGCCAGAACCACUGCAUCACCUGCCCGGGCAACACCAGCACUGACUUCGACGGCUCCACCAACGUCACGCACUGCAAAAACCAGCACUGUGGCGGUGAGCUCGGGGACUACACGGGCUACAUCGAGUCCCCCAACUACCCCGGCGACUACCCGGCCAACACGGAGUGCGUCUGGCACAUCUCCCCGCCCCCCAAGCGCAGGAUCCUGAUCGUGGUCCCCGAGAUCUUCCUGCCCGUCGAGGACGAGUGCGGGGACGUCCUGGUCAUGAGGAAGAGCGCCUCACCCACGUCUAUCACCACCUACGAGACCUGCCAGACCUACGAGAGGCCCAUCGCCUUCACCUCCCGCUCCCGGAAGCUCUGGAUCCAGUUCAAGUCCAACGAAGGCAACAGCGGCAAAGGGUUCCAAGUGCCCUAUGUCACCUAUGACGAGGACUACCAGCAAUUAAUAGAAGACAUCGUUCGCGACGGACGGCUCUACGCCUCGGAGAAUCACCAGGAAAUUUUAAAAGACAAAAAGCUCAUCAAGGCCCUGUUCGAUGUGCUGGCGCACCCCCAGAACUAUUUCAAGUACACAGCCCAGGAGUCCAAGGAGAUGUUCCCACGGUCCUUCAUCAAGCUGCUGCGCUCCAAAGUGUCCCGAUUCCUGCGGCCCUACAAAUAAUGCGCUUGGAGCCGCCCAGCUUGGGGACGGCCCGGUACCCAGACGGGGAGGGGAGAGUGCCUUCCCUCCACGGCGGAAGCCAGAAGGCGGCUCCACACGCCUCCGCGCCGCCUCGGGAAGUCACCAGGGCACCUGCCCUUCGGAAACACUGACCGGCCCGUGGGGGUGAGACCACGUCCAAGCAGGGACCCCAGCCCACCGCACCCCUCGGAUCGCCCCGUUGGGAAAACACUGCUCGAGGCGGCCUUUCUCCCUCCCUCCCUCCGCCGGCUCGAUUCCAGGACAGUGCCCUCUCCUGAGCGGCCAGGACGCUCUGUGCCACCACGCGGCCUGGUCCUGGGCAGAGUGCACGUUUCGGGGGUCACGGGUGGCCUCACCCGACGCCUCGAGAGAGGGGAGUGUGGCUGCCUCUGUCUCCGGGCGGGCUCUGAGAGGCCUAAUCGGAGACAGGAAGCCAGGCUGUGGAAGGAGGGGUGCGGGAAGGCAUCUGGGAAGCUCUGAUAAGCCAGUGUCUACACCUGCAAGGCAUCCACACCCCGACUCCUCCGGCCUCGGGCCCAGGACGCAGGCGCCGCGUGGCGGGGCUCUAAGGAUUCUGUGAUGGGACAGAAAAGAGCUGCUGGUGGAGGAAACUGUAGAUUUGUGCUUUUCCUUGAUAGAGCAUCUAAUUAAGUCCUAUAUAUAUAUAAAUAUAAAGAUAAA
Molecule: messenger RNA, 3887 nt
Organism: Acinonyx jubatus (cheetah)
Lineage: Eukaryota; Metazoa; Chordata; Mammalia; Carnivora; Felidae
Gene: SCUBE1
Product: signal peptide, CUB domain and EGF like domain containing 1
Exons: 22
Coding region: 450-3185 (911 amino acids)
Biological process (GO): signal transduction
Cellular component (GO): cell surface
Molecular function (GO): calcium ion binding
Source: RefSeq, a predicted model, not a curated record